CUCUACUACCCUUCCAUCACUCCCAGAAUUCAUACCUUGAUACCUGUCAAGCAAUUACUUCCCUCAAAAAUGCCCACCCCCAAUAAAGCAAUCAUCUUUAGCAAGAUCCCCGAUGGGGCGCCUGUCCCGGGCACCGAUCUUACCGUUGAACAACGCGAGAUUGAUCUCAACCAGCAGCUUCCCCCCGACAGCGUCCUCACGAAGAAUCUUUAUGCCAGUCUGGAUCCUUACAUGCGCGGCCGGAUGCGGGAGCCCAGUGUCAAGAGCUACAGUCCCCCGUAUUCGCUUGGGGAGCCGAUCACCGCCUACAGUAUUGGGCAGGUAAUCCGGUCGGAGAAUCCCAAAUACAAGACAGGUGAUAUUAUCUGGUGCAUACUCAAGGUCGAAGAGUACAGUGUGGUCUCCAAGGAACAGCUGGCCUGGCCUCAUACAGAAAAGCUCAAUGUGGUGCCCGGACUGCCGCUGUCGCAUUAUGCCAGCAUUCUUGGGAUGACAGGCUUGACUGCUUAUUCCAGUUUGUAUGAUAUUGGACAGCCUAAGAAAGGUGAAACAAUCUUCGUCUCCUCCGCUGCAGGGGCCGUGGGACAAGUGGUCGGUCAGCUGGCCAAACAUGAGGGACUGCGUGUGAUCGGUAGUGUUGGCGAUGACGACAAGCUGCGCUUUAUCACCGAGGAGCUGGGCUUCGAUGCCGGCUUCAAUUACAAGAAGGAGAAGCCGAGUGAUGCACUGGCGCGACUCGCGCCCAACGGGAUCGACAUUUAUUAUGAGAAUGUUGGUGGUGAGCACCUGGAAGCGGCCCUCGAUACUAUGAACAACUUCGGCAGAAUCAUCUGCUGCGGUAUGGUCUCGCAAUACAACCUGAAGCCCGACGAAAGAUUCGGAAUCAAGAACGUCACGAACGUGGUCGGGAAAAGAAUCCGGAUGCAAGGGUUCAUUGUCGGAGACGAAAACAUGGGCCCGAAGUACAAAAAGGAAAGAGAUGAACGGGUGUCGGCGUGGCUCCUUGACGGCAGUAUCAAAGCCACGGAAGAUAUCACCACUGGAAUCGAGCACGGGCCCGAAGCCUUGGUCUCGAUGCUUCGUGGUGGAAAUCGCGGAAAGACCAUCCUGAAGAUUGCGGAUCCCGAGUAAUUGGAUUCGAUCUUACAAGGCGAGAUACUCAUGUUGCGUCCCUACUAGUAUAGACGGAGAUGGCACAUGGACAUACACGAAAUGACCAUAUUCAUAGCUCCAAUAUCAGUCAUACAUUGAGUGAUCACAUAGAGUUCGUUCUCCAGCCGAGUGAAACAUUUCGUGUCUGGAUGAUGUCUUCAUGCUCUAUGUAUCAUGCUAUGUGUUUCUGCAUCAUCCUCAUGCUGCUUGAAUCCGAGUCAAAGCUUCUGACGAUUCU
Messenger RNA from Aspergillus saccharolyticus JOP 1030-1, 1390 nucleotides. RefSeq names its product MDR family NADP-dependent oxidoreductase. Bases 70 to 1131 code for a protein of 353 amino acids. Gene Ontology annotation, molecular function: oxidoreductase activity, acting on the CH-CH group of donors, NAD or NADP as acceptor. The record is from RefSeq and is a predicted model, not a curated record. NCBI's taxonomy places the organism in Eukaryota, Fungi, Ascomycota, Eurotiomycetes, Eurotiales, Aspergillaceae. The transcript has 3 exons.